CGUCUUCCGGAGUUCCCCUCGGGAGGGGGCGUGACUUCCGUCGCGUCGGCUCCAGCUUCCGGCGUGGGCCGGAAGUUCCACCGGCCGAUCCCGGAAGUGUCCGCGUGGGUCGCUUUCGUCCGCCGCUCGGGACUCUUCUGCUGCUACUGCUGCCGCCGCCGCCGCUCUCCUCCUGCCCCGCCAUGGCCACGGCCACGGCGGCGUACACCUGCAUCACCUGCAGGCUGGCCUUCAGCGACGCCGAGCUGCAGCGCGCGCACUACAAGACCGACUGGCACCGCUACAACCUGCGGCGCAAGGUGGCGGCGCUGGCGCCGGUGUCUGCCGAGGGCUUCCAGGAGCGCGUGUGCGCGCAGCGGGCGCUGGCCGAGCAGCAGGGCCGGGCCACGGCCACCUACUGCGCCGCCUGCAGCAAGCGCUUCGCCUCCUUCAACGCCUACGACAACCACCUGCGCUCCCGGCGCCACGUGGAGCUGGAGGCGCGCGCCGUGCAGGCCGUCAGCCGGCGCGUGCAGCGCCUCAACGAGAAGAACCUGGAGAAGGGGCUGCGCGCCGAGCCGGGCGCCGACAAGGACGCGGUGAACGCGGCCAUCCAGCGGGCCAUCAAGGCCCAGCCGUCGCCCAAGAGGGCCGCCCCGGCCGCCGAGCGCGACGCGCCCGACAGGCCCGACAGGCCCGACAAGCCGCCCCGGCUCCGGUGGUUCGAGCGGCAGGCGAGGAAGCUGGCCCAGCGGCAGGGGGAGGAGGGCGCGGACGAGGAGGAUCUGGACGGAGACGAUUGGGAAGAUCUUGAUUCCGAGGAAGAGUUGGAGUGUGAUGAUGCUGACGACCUGGAUGAGUCUGAGGAGGAGGAAGAGGAGGAGGAGGAGGAGGAGGAGGAGGAGGAGGACACUGGCGGCAGCCCCCCGCCUGGCGCUAUCCCGGUUACGGACUGUUUGUUCUGUUCGCAUCACUCCAGCUCCCUCAUGAAAAAUGUGGCUCAUAUGACGAAGGUCCACAGCUUCUUUAUUCCUGACAUCGAGUAUCUCUCGGAUCUUAGGGGGCUGAUUAAGUACUUGGGAGAGAAAGUCGGAGUUGGGAAGAUCUGCUUGUGGUGUAACGAGAAAGGGAAAUCCUUUUACUCCACGGAGGCGGUGCAGGCACACAUGAACGACAAGAGUCACUGUAAGCUCUUCACAGACGGGGACGCUGCUUUGGAGUUUGCAGACUUUUACGAUUUUAGGAGCAGCUAUCCGGACCACAGGGAAGGGGAGGAUGCGGACGAGACGGCGGAGCUCUCUCCGGAGAAGAACCUGGAGUACGACGACGAGACCAUGGAGCUCGUCCUGCCUUCUGGUGCCAGAGUGGGCCACCGCUCCCUGAUGCGAUACUACAAGCAGCGCUUCGGUGUGACCAGGGCCGUGGCCGUCUCGAAGAACCAGAAGGCCGUGGGCCGCGUGCUGCGGCAGUACAGAGCCCUGGGCUGGACGGGCGGCACAGGCGCAGCCCUCGUGCGGGAGCGCGACAUGCAGUAUGUCCAGAGGAUGAAGUCCAAGUGGAUGCUGAAGACGGGAAUGAAGAACAACGCCACCAAGCAGAUGCACUUUAGGGUCCAAGUGAGAUUCUGAGUGGGCCGAGGACCAGCCGGGGCCCGUGGGACACACCUGAUUUGCUGCUACUUCUCCCUCCCUGUCCUUCAUUGGUCCUGAUCAGACAAUAAAAGCCAGAGUCUGGCUUUCA
This is a messenger RNA of Sorex araneus (European shrew), 1719 nucleotides long. RefSeq names its product zinc finger protein 622 (gene ZNF622). The record is from RefSeq and is a predicted model, not a curated record. Gene Ontology annotation, cellular component: preribosome, large subunit precursor. Gene Ontology annotation, biological process: ribosomal large subunit biogenesis. Gene Ontology annotation, molecular function: zinc ion binding; nucleic acid binding. The transcript has 6 exons. Bases 183 to 1607 code for a protein of 474 amino acids. Lineage: Eukaryota; Metazoa; Chordata; Mammalia; Eulipotyphla; Soricidae.